This is a messenger RNA of Styela clava, 1028 nucleotides long. RefSeq lists its product as uncharacterized. Gene Ontology annotation, biological process: regulation of transcription by RNA polymerase II. The record is from RefSeq and is a predicted model, not a curated record. Gene Ontology annotation, molecular function: DNA-binding transcription factor activity, RNA polymerase II-specific; RNA polymerase II transcription regulatory region sequence-specific DNA binding. Lineage: Eukaryota; Metazoa; Chordata; Ascidiacea; Stolidobranchia; Styelidae.
UAUCAUCUAAAUAUUAUCAUAAAAAUGGAUCGUACAAGUUUUCCUAAUGCUCAUCCUACUCCCGAAUCAAUUUAUGCUCAACUCGCGUGUCAACACCCCUUCUUUCAGGCAUCUUAUGGGGAACUAUCUCAGGCGCUUUCAUUUGAAAAAUUUGCAGGAGCGGUUUUCGAGUCAAGAUUCGGAUUUCGAUCACAUAAACAACGAAGAAGUAGAACUGCCUUCACAACCGAUCAACUGAAAGCUUUAGAAGCAACCUUCAACGAAACACAAUAUCCUGAUGUCAUGACUCGGGAAAGAUUGGCAAUGUUCACAAACCUUCCCGAAGCACGAGUACAGGUUUGGUUCAAGAAUAGAAGAGCAAAAUUUCGCAAGCAACAACGUUUGAAUGAUAUACAAGAAGAACAACAACUUGAUGAUAUUGCAUCGGAGCACGAGUCUUCAACACAUUCAACCGAUGAUAAAUCAGUUGAGACGCCUGAUUCUAAUUCAAAAAUUCAACCCCAAAAAUGUGAGCACGAUUCAAACAGCAUAAGACUUCAAGAAAAGAUUGAGGACUACUCCAUGAAAAAUAUGCGCAACAGUACAACUGCACAUUCAAGAUCCAGUAACUCGAGGCAUAUCCCUGUUUGUGUUGAGAAUCAUACUCAAGAAUAUUUUCCAUCUCCAAUCAUGCCUUUGUCAUGGAAUCCGCAAUAUGCGCAUAUUUCAGCGCAGAUUUUGGCACUCUCACAACAAAUGCUUUUAAAUAAACAAUCAGCAUCAACGACAUUCGAAAACUUUCAAGAUACUUUACAUCCGUCUGUGAAAGACGUGAUGAAUAAAAAAUAGUUCGCGCAGUAUUUGAACUUGGCUUCCCGUGACAGCCACGCAGAGGUGAUCGAAGAAGCCACCUUGUGGCGUACAACAAUUACAUGAAAGAUUUCAAAAUUAACUGCUUGAUUGGUCCGCGUUGUUCCACAAUUACUGUCAUCUUCAUUCACUGUCAAAUGUGUACAAAGUCCUCAAGAAUAAAGAGUUGAUCCAACAUA